AAACGACGCUGUGAGCAGCAGAGCGUGGGCUUGGAGGAAGAAAGCACCGAGCUCUCCGGCGACCAACCGUGCUCGUAGUCCAUCAGCUCCUGAACCACUUCGCGCAACUCGUCCGCAUCCAAGUCCAACUCCACCAGCUUGGUCAGCACCACACGCACAACCUCGCCGUGCCCUUCGACACCCGCAGCCGCAACCGCGGCCCUCAGUCGCCGCCCCUCACACUCCCGCCUCCACCCAACUUGGGACGCCUGAGCGAAUUCACUUUGGCGGUGGAUGGGGCGGUAUGUCGGUCGAGCUGGCCGUCACCAGACCGGGGGCCGUCCCGAGCGCCUCGGAAGGACGAGAGUAAGGGGAGGAUGGAGGCCGUGUUCUCACACCAUGCUUGCCCGACUUCAGACUGAGCGCGCCGAGGCCGAGACCGCCCUGGGCAUUGCGGCGCCGCUGCCCGUGGGAACGAGUCCGAGCCCAAACUCCGAAGCAGCUCGGGCGCUGGGCCUGUGGCUGGCUGCCGACGAGAUCGUGUGGGCGUCGCUCCCGUCGUUCACCGGCUUCUGGUCGCCCACCCCCGACUGCUACGAGCCCAUGUGCACGACCGAUGAGCUGGGUGCUGUGGCGGGAGACGACGCGGCGUUCCGCGCCCACUUUCCGAUCGCCGCGGGCGUGGUGGCGGCGCGCGCCGGCGUGUGGGGCGAGCGCGUCCUCGGCUGGGGGCUCGCGUCCGAAGUGCGAGCCGACGCAAUAUUCGGCGAGGAAGACGGGGCCGCUUACGCACGGACGGACGAUGGGGACGUCAUCGUGUUUGCGACGAGAGAGUAAAGGCGACAG
Molecule: messenger RNA, 825 nt
Organism: Thecamonas trahens ATCC 50062
Lineage: Eukaryota; Apusomonadida; Apusomonadidae
Exons: 1
Coding region: 274-816 (180 amino acids)
Source: RefSeq, a predicted model, not a curated record